AUGGUCUCACUAGAAGACCGAUUACUCCACGUGGCCAAACACUCCUGCGCCGGGUCUCUGAACUAAUUGACCCAGAGAGUGGUGAUUGGGAUCGGCAGUUAAUUAAGUCGAUUUUUUGGGAGGAGGACGUGAUUCGCAUCUUGCGUAUCCCAGUUAAGCAAGACAUGGAGGAUUUGCUAGCCUGGCAUUAUGAUAAGAAGGGGAUAUUUUCAGUGAAAUCAGCCUAUCAUGUGUUGGAUGAUGGCAGGACACGAGAUAGAUGUCGCCAGCGUGGGGAAGGCAGUGGAAGCACAACAUCACCAAAGGCACCUGAGUUUAGUUGGAAAAGAAUAUGGCAGCUAAGAUGUCCACCAAAAAUUCGUCACUUUUUAUGGAGAUUUACCCACAACAGUUUGCCGUUGAGAAUGAACAUUGCUAGAAGAGGGAUGGAAAUUGACACUAGAUGCCCUGUCUGUUGGAGGUUGGGUGAGGAUGGUGGCCAUUGUUUUCUACGCUGCAAAUAUGUCAAGGAGUGCUGGAGAGCAAUGAACUUGGAAGGAAUCAGGAUCAGGCUGAGCACUUUGUUGGGUGCAGAACAGGUCUCAGAUUGCAUCCUGUCUCUAAAAGAGGAAGAGAAGAUGGCAACGAUUGGCCUGCUCUGGUCAUGGUGGAAUGCUCGGAACAAAGCUAAUGCUGGAGAGCAGAGAAGAUCCACUGAUGAGGUGACUUUUAGUGCACGUAUGGCUAUGAUAUCCACUGCAAAUGAUAAGGGACCUAGGCCAGUAUCUGGGGGCCGAGCUUGCAGUUGGGAUGCACCACCAGAAGGUAUUUGGAAAAUAAACAUAGAUGGUGGCUUUUGUGAGGAGAACAAAAGGGGUGCCUGGGGCUUUGUGGUGCGGGACUCUGAAGGAAAGGCGGCUAUGGCAGGUGCUGGAUGUAUGGAAGUUGUUGCAGAUGCACUAUGUGCUGAAGCACAUGCAUGCGUCGAAGCUCUGAAAGCGGUUGCUAAAGUGGGAAUGCAGAGCAUUUUGUUGGAGACAGACUCGCAAUUAUUGGUGAAAGCUCUGAAGUCGAAGGAGCAUGAUCAAGCACUCGGUGGAGUACUCUUCAGAGAGGCAAAGUUUCUUAUUGCAACCUUGUUUAAUUCAGUUAGUGUAAAAUUCGCCACCCGUUCUUGUAACUAUGCUGCUCAUGAGCUAGCUAAGCUUGGUCGUUAUCGGGACCCGGAACAUCCUGCUGUUUGGAUGGAUCCCCUCCCUGACUUUGUAAACUUGGCUUUGGCUUGCGAUCUGGCUGAGCCUGGGGUUAAUAUAUAA
Panicum virgatum (switchgrass) is the source of this 1295-nucleotide messenger RNA. RefSeq lists its product as uncharacterized. Gene Ontology annotation, molecular function: nucleic acid binding; RNA-DNA hybrid ribonuclease activity. The transcript has a single exon. Bases 165 to 1295 code for a protein of 376 amino acids. The record is from RefSeq and is a predicted model, not a curated record. NCBI's taxonomy places the organism in Eukaryota, Viridiplantae, Streptophyta, Magnoliopsida, Poales, Poaceae.